CAACAAACGAUCUCCGGGACUUCGAUAGUGCAAGAGUUGCAUUACCCGCCUUUAAUCAAAUUGGCAGAGAAGAAUACUUAUGCAGAUAUUAUUCACUUGAAUGACUGGAUUGAUGAAGUUAAUGCUGUCAGAACAUACAAGUUUAAGUGCUACCAAGCCGGUAAUCCACAAGCCAUCUACCUGCGAGGUAUGGAAAAAAUUUGUCUUGCUGGUGAGAAGAGAUUUUUGUUGGCCAAGUACGUUGAUGGUAUGCUCAACUUAGCAUUUAGUGUUGAUGAUAGAGGAAUGGUUCACAACUUUACUACUCUUACACGUGAGUUUUCUGAUCAGAUGGAUCACAUGAUCGCUACUGAGAUGGAUCAAGAACACGGUGAAGAUGCAAUCGUUGUUUAUGGAAAUGUGCAGUUUGGGACUUCUGCAAUGAUAUUCAUUUGGCCGCUGCUCAGUGGCCAAUCGUAG
This is a messenger RNA of Eruca vesicaria subsp. sativa (arugula), 459 nucleotides long. Lineage: Eukaryota; Viridiplantae; Streptophyta; Magnoliopsida; Brassicales; Brassicaceae. The record is from the annotation of a GenBank genome assembly.